GAGAUCGAGGAGCUGCGCGCCGAGAUGCUGGAGAUGAGGGAUGUCUACAUGGAGGAGGACGUCUACCAGCUGCAGGAGCUCCGGCAGCAGCUGGACCAGGCCAGCAACUCCCGCAUCCUGCAGUACCGGCUGCGCAAGGCCGAGCGCCGCAGCCUGCGCGUGGCACAGACGGGCCAGGUGGACGGCGAGCUCAUCCACAGCCUCGAGCAGGACGUCAAGGUGGCCAAGGAUGUCUCCGUGCGGCUCCACAAUGAGCUGGAGGCGGUGGAGAAGAAGAGGAUCAGGCUGGAGGAGGAGAAUGAGGACCUGCGCCAGCGGCUCAUCGAGACGGAGCUGGCCAAGCAGGUGGUGCAGAACGAGAUGGACAAGCUCCGAGAGAAUUCCCUGAAGAAGCGGGCAUCUCGCUCCAUUGGGAAGACUGAGAAGAAACCGUCAGUGCAGGAGGACAGCACAGACCUGAAGUGCCAGCUGCAUUUUGCCAAGGAGGAGUCAGCCCUGAUGUGCAAGAAGCUGACCAAGCUGGCCAAGGAGAACGACGGCAUGAAAGAGGAGCUGCUGAAGUACAGGUCCCUGUAUGGGGACCUCGACAGCUCCCUCUCUGUGGAGGAGCUGGCCGACUCUCCCCAUUCCCGGGAGGCCGAGUUGAAGGUCCACCUCAAGCUGGUGGAGGAAGAAGCCAACAUCCUCAGCCGGAGGAUAGUGGAGCUGGAGGUGGAAAACCGCGGGCUGCGGGCGGAGAUGGACGACAUGAAGGGCCAGGGGGACAGAGAGCUGCCGGGGCAGGACGUGCGGUUCCUGGCGGGCAUCUCGGGCUGCGGGGACGCAGGGGACACGGUGGCAGAGCUGCGCCGGCACCUGCAGUUUGUGGAGGAGGAGGCCGAGCUGCUGAGGCGCUCGCUGCUGGAGCUGGAGGACCAGAACAAGCUCCUCCUGAACGAGCUGACCAAGUACAAGUCAGACCAUGAGCUGGAUGUGACGCUGUCGGAGGACAGCUGCUCGGUGGUCAGCGAGCCCUCGCAGGAAGAGCUGGCCACGGCCAAGGUGCAGAUCAGCGAGCUGAGUGGCAAGGUGAAGAAGCUGCAGUACGAGAACCGCGUGCUGCUCUCCAACCUCCAGCGCUGCGACCUGGCCUCCUGCCAGACCAGCCGGCCCAUGCUGGAGACCGACGCCGAGGCUGGUGACUCAGCGCAGUGCAUCCCUACCGCCGGCUGGAGGGAUGGGAUAGGCAGCAGUGAAGCCGAAGGGCAGGACAGGGUACCCGGCGGUGCGAAGGUGCCCGAUGGCCCCACCAAGCUGCUCAAGCCCAAGGACCUGGAGACCUUGCUGGGCAUCCGGGACCAGGCGGCGCUCGUCAGCAAAGCAAUCGACAUCUUGAUUUCGGAUGCCAACGGCUUCACCUCCGGGCUGAAGGCUUGCUUGGACAACGAGUGCAUGGGGGGGCUGCUGGGCGAGGCGGUGGGUAGCGGCGGCGAGAGCCCCAGCGAUGCCAAGCUGAUGAACGUGCUCCUCAUGCGGCUGGGUGUGCUCCAGCAGGACCUGGGCUGCUUCGCAAGGAAGGUGGACCACCAGGGGCUGCAGAAGGACCAUGCCUCUGAUUUCCAGCAGCCUGAUUUUAGGGACGCCGACCCUUACCGCAUCCCCCACGCCAAGGACACGGACCCCGCGCAUCCCCGGAGCUACAAAACCUGCCGGCCUGAGGAGAACGACUCCUACGCCACUGAGAUGAAGGAGCUGCAGCUGGUGCUGUCGGAGGCCAACGAGAGCCUGCGGGGACUGCAGGAGCAGCUCUCACAAGAGAGGCAGCUGAGGAAGGAUGAGGUGGACAACUUCUCACAGAAGAUCUGCCAGCUGAAGGAGGACCACCAGAAAGCGCUGCUGCGGCGGGAGUUCGAGCUGCAGAGCCUGAACCUGCAGAGGCGGCUGGAGCAGAAGUUCUGGAGCCAGGAGAAGAACCUGCUGGUGCAGGAGUCACAGCAGUUCAGGCAGAGCUUCCUCCUGCUCUUCAUGAAGCUCAAGUGGUUCCUCAAGCGCUGGCGCCAGGGCAAGAUGGUGCACAGCGAGGGCGAGGACUUUUUGGAGGUGAACAGCAUGAAGGAGCUGUACCUGCUGCUGGAGGAGGAGGAGAUAGCCCCACAGCAGCAGGCCGACAACAAGACGUGCGCUGGGGACGCCUGGACCCCCAACACGCCCAACGAGUGCAUCAAGACACUGGCGGACAUGAAGGUGACCCUGAAGGAGCUGUGCACAGAGCUGCGGGAGGAGCGGCACGGCGCCAGCGAGCUGCAGCAGCAGUUCACCAAGGCCAAGGCUGCCUGGGAGAUGGAGCGCGCCGAGCUCAAGUGCCAUAUCACCCAGCUGGAGUCGAAAGCAGGCAAAGGGAUUGCAGAGCGCGCGCUGCCGGACUGGAAGGUGGCAUUGAAGAGGGAGCGUGAGGAGCACCAGCAUCUCCUAGCCGAGUCCUACAGUGCUGUCAUGGACCUCACCAAGCAGCUGCAGAUCAGCGAGAGGAACUGGAACCAGGAGAAGGUGGAGCUGCUGGCCCGCUUCAAGGAGGAGCAGCAGCAGGCAGAGCAGCAAGCAAAGGACCUGCAGAACAAAAUCAACCAGUUGCAGAAAGGAGCCAGCCCAUGGGCAUUGAAGCAUUCUGAAAUGGAGAAGCAUGGCAGCAACUGGAAAGAGGCUCUCAAUGAAAAAAUCACAGACAAAGAGACAAUCUCUGAAGCAGAAGCCAAGGGAACCAACCUCAAAAGGACCAAGUCCGUUUCCUCCAUGUCAGAGUUUGAAAGCUUGCUCGACUGUUCUCCCUACCUCCCUGGAAAGACUGCGCCGGGGCUGGGCGACCAUUCCCGGGGCAAAAAGGCAUCCACAGCCACCCAGCUGCUGCCCAACGGGAUCCGGGACAGCGCCGGUGUUCCUCCCUCAAACUGUACAUAUGUGAAUAUUGAGCAACCUGCCCCCGACAGCCUGGCCAAGGAGAAGCUGGGCAUCUCUUCCUGGGACUACUCGCGAACAAGCAGCCUCUCUGGGCACGACCCAGCCCAGAAGCAAAUGCAGAGGAGCUACACAGCGCCCGACAAGACGGGGAUCCGUAUCUACUACAGCCCGCCAGUGGUGCGGCGGCUGGAGGCACCUCUGGUGCACAACAAGGAGGGGAAGAUCAUGAUCGAACCCGGUUUCUUGUUCACCAUGGCCAAGCCGAAGGAGCCGGAGGAGUCAGCCAGCGCUGAGAGCACCUACAGCCACCAGUGGCUGUGCAACUUCUCCAAGCAGCAGCGGGAGCUGCUGGACAGUGGCACGGUGGAGAGCGUGGUGCCAUCAGUGCCCCGCUUCCCCCCAUCGCUGCACGACCUGGAGAUCUCCGGCAACAUGAGCGACGACAUGAAGGAGAUCACCACAUGCGUGCGGCAGGCGAUCCGCGCCAGCUCACUGGAGAGGAAGGUGAAAAGCGCCUCCAGCCAGACAGUGGGGCUGGCCCACGUGGGGACGCAGACCAUCCAGACGGUGAGCGUCGGCUUGCAGACUGACCUGCCACGUGGCAGCAGCGUGCACGGCAAGAGCUGGUCCCCACGCAGCUCCUCCCUUGUGUCUGUGCGCAGCAAGCAGAUCUCCUCCUCCCUGGAUAAGGUCCACUCCAGGAUCGAGCGGCCAUGCUGCUCCCCAAAAUAUGGCUCUCCAAAGCUCCAGAGGAGGUCUUCCUCCAAGCUGGACGCCUCCAAGGACAGGAGCCUCUGGAACCUGCACCAGAGCAAGCAGAAUGGCUCUGCCUGGGCCCGCUCCACCACCACCCGUGACAGCCCCGUCCUCAGCAAUAUCAAUGACGGCUUGUCCAGCUUGUUCAGCGUGGUGGAGCACGCAGGCAGCACUGAGUCCAUCUGGAAGCCGGGCUGCCCCGAGAGCAGCCGGACCAAGCCUGAAGCACCCAAGUACGGCCUCGUGCAGGAGUUCUUCAGGAAUGUCUGCGGGCGGGCGCAAAGCCCCACUGCCCCCCCGGAGAAGAAGGAGGCCACGGGGGAGGAGGGCAGCAAGAGAGCUGAGCACCCCAGCCCAGCGACCCACCACCCAGCCGAAAACAUCUCCCGUGUCUUGAACAAGAAAGUCCUCAAGCAGAGCAGCUGCGAGGACCCCAAACCCUCGUCCCCCGGCCAGGGGAGUAAGGACGCAGCCCUGCGGGACCCCGACCUCAUCUCGGCCAUAGCCAGCGAGGAGGGGAAGAUCAUGAUCGAACCCGGUUUCUUGUUCACCAUGGCCAAGCCGAAGGAGCCGGAGGAGUCAGCCAGCACUGAGAGCACCUACAGCCAGUGGCUGUGCAACUUCUCCAAGCAGCAGCGGGAGCUGCUGGACAGUGGCACGGUGGAGAGCGUGGUGCCAUCAGUGCCCCGCUUCCCCCCAUCGCUGCACGACCUGGAGAUCUCCGGCAACAUGAGCGACGACAUGAAGGAGAUCACCAACUGCGUGAGCAGCGGGAGCUGCUGGACAGUGGCACGGUGGAGAGCGUGGUGCCAUCAGUGCCCCGCUUCCCCCCAUCGCUGCACGACCUGGAGAUCUCCGGCAACAUGA
This is a messenger RNA of Pygoscelis adeliae (Adelie penguin), 4557 nucleotides long. It is a transcript of the gene MTCL2, whose product is annotated as suppressor of glucose, autophagy associated 1. Gene Ontology annotation, biological process: insulin receptor signaling pathway; regulation of autophagy. The record is from RefSeq and is a predicted model, not a curated record. NCBI's taxonomy places the organism in Eukaryota, Metazoa, Chordata, Aves, Sphenisciformes, Spheniscidae.